CGUGCUGACCUCAGUGACUUUCAGUAUCUGCCAACAAAAUAUACCCGGAUAAGAAUCACCCAAAAAAGCCAUGGACCCAAGCAUACGUCGACCUUACGUCUGCACUCUCAGUCCCAAAACACUGGAAAAGGCAAAGCGGGAGCUGAACGAAGACCCCGACACAAGGGACGCGAAAAUCGAUGAAUUGAGAGCAAAAUUUAAAAAAGAACGACCUGAAAUCAAGCUACCACCUGAGGAUGCCUUUUUUGUGCGCUACCUACGAAAUAAGAAAUAUGAUGUCGAUCGCGCCUUUAAGAUGAUCGUGAACUAUUACGAGGUUCGUCGAAAAUACCCGGAGUUGUACAACAACUGUCGGCCAUCAGCGUACAAGCAAUUAUAUGAGCUCGGUAUACAGGGUAUACUUCCAAAACGAGACAAUCAAGGCAGACUGGUCUCAAUAGGGAAAAUGAGUCUUUGGGAUCCUGACAGAUUUGAUUAUGACUUUCUCAUGGCGGGAUAUUUAUUGUCAAUGGAGAAAAUGAUUCAAGAUGAAGAAACCCAGGUGAAUGGAAUCGUAGUGGUUGGUGACUAUGAAGGCUUGAAAAUGAAACAUGUUUUGAAAUUGGGUCCAACUCAGGCUAAAAAACAAAUGGAUUGCAUAAUGAAUGCAAUCCCGAUUCGGUUCAAAGCAGCACACUACAUUCGACAGCCAGAUAUAUUUGAAACCAUGUUUUCCAUUUUCAGACCAUUUAUGUCUGCGAAGCUGAUCAAGCGGCUUCAUUUCCAUGGCCAGGAGUACGGUACUCUUCACGACUACGUUCCAUCAUCAAUUCUACCACCAGAAUUUGGCGGUCAAUUCAUGGAUUUCAACUGUAAUGAAUGGUACGAAAACCUUAUGAAAUGUGACGCUGAAUUUGAAUACAUGGAUCAGUUUGGUAUUCCAAAAGCAAGUGACGUCCUCGGAGGUACUGCCCAGGGAGUGGAUGCUAGUGGUGGGAUAGCAGGGUCAUUUAAAAAACUGAGUGUAGACUAGUGUACUCGAAGAACCAUACUUGUAUACAUCAUUUUAACGCUACUAAAAUGUCUUGCCACAAAAAGUAUAAUUUUCAAAAAAGAUUUGUAAAUUUAUGUAAUAAUUGGAGAUUUAAUUAUAGUAACUAAAUAAUUUGGGGUUUAGUUUACAAAAUAUAAUAUACAUUUUUAUUCUUACUUGGGACUAAGUGCCCUCAGGGGUAAAGGUAAGUAUGGACGAAUCACACAUUAGAUUAUAAAUGAAUUAAAUUUAUCUCUAUUACCGGUAUAAUGUUAUUAACAAAAUACAAGAAUUUAUGUUUGAGUACAUCAUGCAGUGAAAGCAAUGAGGCACAUAGUGUACAAUGACAUGAAUUUAAAUAACAUUAUUAUUAUGCAUCUUUUUAAAAGAUGUUUAGAAUAUAAGUUUAACUAUUUCUUUCAGAGUUUGAUAUCAGAUGCUGUCAGGUGACAUAAAUUUGCAUAAUUUAGCGAGCACUCUUCAGUGACACAAAUUCUGGACAUUUGUUUUUUACGUGAAAGGGCUCUGAGAAAGAUUGUAACUGCUCUCUUAUGCUUUAAUACAAGCUAGAAAACUGUAAGGCACAUGCAUUUUAGUUACCUUAAAGGCCCAAUUCACUUGCCCCGGGCAAGUAUGAAUUGGAGGUGUGGCUAUUCUAAUGCAUGGUGUUAAUCACUUGCGUAGCCUAUGAUGCAUCCUGUUUCAGCGGUCCAACAUCACAUGACUUUGAUUGACAGUAGUAAUUAUUCAAGAUUAGUCGCGCAUCCCUUUCCCCGGUUCAUGUUCUUUACUUUUAUCCGCCAAAAUCUCAGCUCGUACACAAUUUUAUUGUCAUAAAUAUUACACACAGUCACUGCUGUGAUAUUCAUAGUCACAUGCAUCCACUUUGGCACGACAUAAUCGACCUGUAAGUUCGAGAAAACACGUUUUUACCGGAGCUUGGCUGGAGCUGUUUACUACAGCGUGACAAGCAAGGAAAUGAUCCCUAUUGUUUAGGAGCGUAUUUAUAGUAUACCUGGGCCUUUAAUGAAUAUCUUUAGAAAGUAUUAUUGCAUGUAGUGACUGGGUGAUCAACUCUAACCAGCAUUGGAUUAAGUGGCAUUGAUAAACACUGUCGACAUUUCUUCAAUCAAACAAAUUUAUGCGAGUUUGGAUAAUCCAUAUCUUGUUUUCAAUAUUAAAAUAUAUUUUCAGCUUAAA
Molecule: messenger RNA, 2212 nt
Organism: Saccoglossus kowalevskii
Lineage: Eukaryota; Metazoa; Hemichordata; Enteropneusta; Harrimaniidae
Product: alpha-tocopherol transfer protein-like
Cellular component (GO): membrane
Molecular function (GO): phosphatidylinositol bisphosphate binding
Source: RefSeq, a predicted model, not a curated record